CCAUAAGGUGUAAAGAUUUCCCCCCCUCCCCGGCCCCUCUCUGCCCCUGCCCCUCCGCCACACGUCCUGGGGCGCGGGGCCGCGGCUCCGCCAAUGGGGCGGCGGGGCGGCAAGAGCCGGGUUGUGGCUGGCCGAGCCGCGCACGCCGUGGGGUUGUGACUGGCCGAGCCGCGGCGGCCCUGCGCAGAACGGCCCAAUGGCGGCACUGCACACCCCGGCAUUUGUUUACAUAUUGGUGGAGGAGCCCAGGAGCACUGCACCUCGCUCAUCUUUGUGCUGAAAUCGACUUUUGAGACUUUUUCCCUGGCCCUCUCCACGUUGCCACGGUGGCGGAGAACAAGAAGUCUAGCAUGACCAAUUCGGACGAGGAGAUGAUAGCGUUGAGAUGGAACAACCACCUCACCACGUUAUCACAGCUUCUCUUCUCGCUACGGGAGGAGGAAACCCUCAUCGAUGCCACACUGGCUUGUGAUGGGAAACUGUUUCCUGCACACAAGUUUGUCCUCUCAAUGUGCAGUGAAUACUUCAAAGAAAUGUUUACCACCAACCCCUGCAAACACCCUAUUGUGUACAUGAAGGACGUGAAGAGCGAGGACAUGGAGGCUCUACUAGACUUCAUGUACCGAGGCGUGGUACACAUACCCCAGGAGUCCCUCACCGGCCUGCUCAAGACUGCCGAGGGCCUUCAGAUCCGCGGACUUGGAAUGUUUGCGCGUGAGGCUGCAGCCCAGGAGAAUGCCGGAAUACCCACCUCAGACCGCUCAGUGGCGUCUGGAGCCCUGGAGCCCAACGUCAUGAUGAGUCCUGAGCGGAAGCGACCCUACGACAUGGACCACUCCGAAGCCUCUCUGGUGAACUUCUCUGACGGGGAACUUGAUGACCACCCACUCCACACCAGCACCUCCUCCAACACUCCCAAGAAGAGCAAAUCCUCAGAUGACGGCUCAUCAGACAUACCAGCGCCCAUCCCCGACUUGCCGCGAGUCUCAGAAGACAUGCUGGACCUAGGAGGUGGAGUAAACAUACCGGCCAGUGACUACUUUAAGUUUCGUCGCACCAACGCCAACCGUUACAUCAACGAUCUCCUCCGUUACUUUUUUCCCGUCGAAGUCCUCGCCUCUUCCUCUCUCACAGGCGGGGAGUGCUUCGCCAACAAAGACAAAGGACCCUCCAACAAGAACCAGCUCGACCCCUGCAUCAUCAGAGUCAUCACACAUGAUGCAAUACGGAACUUUCCCGCCAUAGACGAGAAGCAGGUGAGAAAUGCAAUACGUCGUAAGCUCAACACAGAAUCCCGCAUCUACCGCAGUCAGGAAAAAUUUGGGGGUACUAUCAAGCGCAGUGGAAUUCCGAGGCGGCGCAGCAGGUUUGCGGAGUCCCCUCGGGCCCUGGUGUCUAUUGAAAAGUCUGCCGACCGGGAGAAAGACAAGGGGCCACCAAUGGUGACGCCGAAUGUCACUGUAGAGAAGGCACCAUCGAAGGACUCCAGGAGACCCACCUAUGGCCAGACCCAGCAGCAAGACAAGGAUGGGAAGAGAGAAGAUGCCUCAUCUUACUUCGGUAGGCAAGACAAAACAGCCCCAAGGCUUAGUGAUCAGGCUCAGCCAUCUAACUCAGCAACCCCAACCCCUGUGGCUACACCCAGCCUCCCCUCCUCAUCCUCCUCCCCUGCCACCAUUGCAGACAAGACGUUUAAGCUCUGUCACGAGAACCUGGUGAAGGCCGAGCUGCCCGCUGCCACUCAGUACCUGCCGCAGGAGUACUCGUACCCCACGGUAAUGCCGCCGCAUGUCAGUCAGGCCUACCUCCCCCACCACAUGGCUGCAGCCGACCCCACGUACCUGCGUCGACUAGAGAUGAGCCAGGGAGCUCCACACCCUGCAGCGCUCUCCUACACGUAUCCACACGCCACCUUACCCACUUCAGAGUCCAUGGAGCCCAGUCUGCACAUGUAGUGAGGUUUGUCUGUCUCUUUCUUCAAAUUCCAGUGCAAAUUUACAAAAUAUGAAAGUUUUUAUAUUCACACAGGUGAGGAUCUCUGCCACAGAGCCAAGAAGUCACUUGUACUUGUUAUUCAUGCCACAUUUUUGAUGCAUGAAAGAUCUGAUUUAUGCAAUUCUUUUUUAAAUAUUUAUUUAAAAGUUUACUAUGUGAUAUGGAAUUUUCUCUUAAAAAUUUUAGGAAUUUCACAGAUCAUGUUUGGUUUCAUAUCAAAUAGGUUGAAUUAAUAACUCCAAGUGAUGCUUAGUGUCAGGAACUGUAGAUAACUGGUCAAUAGGACUGUCAAUAAGAUUUUAUACUUAAUUUUAUACAGCCUUUGACAAAUCCAGUGUGAAGAGGGAAAUAUUUAUAUUCCUAAUUAAUGUUUGUAUUUUUUUUCUCAGAAUCCUGUUACUUUACUUUGUUAGUCACUCUUUAGGGAUGCAAUAAGGAUCACCUUUAUUGACCUGUUUGGUAAACAUCUAACAUGACCAUCUCUGUGACUAAGCCAAUGUUCAGUUUUAGGGAGCCCCAACUUACCCAAUGUUCUUCUUCAGUAUAGUCUAUUCAUUUGGGCAAGGCCACUCACGGUAGCUUAGUCCCAGCGACUCCACUUCCCCCUUCUGGCUGGGUAGCUCCAAGCUGGGUGAUGUAACCUAUAUUUGUCAUGUUAAGUAGUCAACAUAAAAUGGUAAGUAGUAAUAAUAAAAUGUUAAGUAGUCAACAUAAAAUGCAUAAUUAAAUUAAAUCACCUUGGGCAGUGCUUGAACAGUUUGUGUUAGAAGUGCAUUUUAUGUUGACUAAACAUUUUAUUAUUACUACUUACCAUUUUAUGUUGACUACUUAACAUGACAAGAAGGUUACAUCAUCCAGCUCGGAGCUACCCAGCCAGAAGGGGGAAGUGGAGUCGCUGGGACUAAGCUAACAUGAGUGGCCUUGCCCAAAUGAAUAGACUAUAUUAGUACAUAACAUGACCAGGAACCAAGAGCCUUUGAGGCGUGUGGUGCCCCUCCCUGCAAGUUACAACUAGGGUGAUGCCCUGUUGUAUUUCCUGGUAGCCAGUGAUUAGCCUCCUCUCUUAAAGUUGAAUCCUGUAUAUAAUGAAAAUCAUCGGUAGAGGCUUCAUUAAUAUCUUAUCAUUGAAUACUACUACUCUCAUUAGCAUUCCAAAUUUAACACUAAGGUGUAUGGGGACAAUUCAUCACUGGCCUGGGGAGCGAGGAGGUGUGCCACCUGGCUUGAAGGUGUUGAUUCUGAGCCAUAACUUCAUUAUGUUUGUUUGAGAGGAGAUAGUUCUCAACAUAUCUUUGCACAUAAACCAGCAUAUGGUCUUGCAAAUGAAUAUAUUUCAAAAGUUUCAUCAGGGUGGAAAAAAACUUGGUACGUUAGCAUGCUUCACAGUUAAUACAGAGCUUACCACAGAGAGUCUGGAGAGACAUGGGGUCAGGACAGGGCGAGAGGAAGCUGUCUGAGCACUGCCAGCGGGGAGCCACUAGAGAAGGGACGGAAGAGUGUGACGUGUGUUUUAUAAUGGUUAUAAUUUUGGCAUGUUUUCUGCCUUCCAUUCUGGCACUCCAUCUGCAGUUACGGAUGUGGUAAUGUGGAACUUGUAUGUAUUUAUUUGUUUUAUGUAUGUUUAUUCUAAGAAUUAUAUUAAUCCUAAUAGUGCUUACAAUCAUUACCAUUUUUUUGUUUUGUCACUUUUCGAUCACAUAGUCCAUCCAUCAACUGUAAAAGUCUCCACUUGUCACUGUUCACCCAAACUUUGUCCUUCAUAUUUGCUUUCUGUUAAACUUUGUUGCAGACAUGUGUUGACUACAGUUGAGUUAGAGAUAGAGUACAAGAUCACCUUCCUGCUACAUAGUUUCACAAUGUACAUAUCUUUGAGUUCAUUAACCAGUAGCCUGUUUGUCUGAGCACCAAAUCUGUAUUUAUUUUUAUCCUCCUGAACUUCAUUAACAGGAGACUCACCUGCACCUUGCAUGUUUACCUAACUCUCAAUCUCAAAAUUGGAACACUGUACUUUUUUACCUAAUGUUCUCUUAAUCAUGUGUUGCUCAGUUUCUCAGUUGCUAAGUGACACCCUACGUUUGAAAAUACCCCAGUGUUAAGUAAUGGCUUUAAUGUACUUUACAAUACUAUCUUUUCUUUUCUUUUUUACUUGUUGAAAGUACUGUUGCCUUCUGUCAUAGUAUGACUAAACUGAGAGGUGGUCCUGUGGUCCUGUGGCCUGACCAGCAGCCCUUCCCAGCCCCACACCCUCAGCCCAGGCACAGUGAGAGUCUGUACUUUGUUAGCACUUUGUUUUUGUUGGGUAGUGUGCAGUUCAGAGAAAAUUGGUGAAUAUAUGUAAUAUUAAGAUUGUAUGAGAGUAGUAUGCAUGUGAUAUUUGGCAUGUGUGUGUGGGGGGGCAUAUAGCAAAGUUGUUGUGAACCAUCUGUUGGCAUCACCAAGGACACUGACGUUUUUGCUGAUGAUGCCGUACUUAUGGAAUGGCUGGAGGUUCUGGUGAUGGCUCUCAAAGUAUGCAUGGGGAGGUGAAGCCAGUGGGACUGAAGGCCUCCUGGGCCAAAACCAAGGUCCAGGUAUUUGGAGGCUUGCUGGAACAUAGUUCAGUCUGUUCAUGCAUAUGGUGAGCACACUGAGGUCACUAAAACCUCACAUACCUUGGCAGCAUAGUGCAAAACAAAGAUGGGUUUUACCAGGAAGUCACUCGAUGGAUUGGCUUGGCCCACUUUAUUAUGGACUCGCUCAACAUGAGUACACGGCAUUGUCGAUAUCUAUGGAGACCAGACAAUGAUUCAGAUCUUUACGUCACUUGUGAUCCCUGUCUUACUGCAUGGCUGUGAGACAUGGACACUGAAGAGUGACUUGGAGAGGCGUGUAGAUGCCUCUGGUACCAAGUACCUUCACAGGGUCAUGGGAUAUCGCUGGAAUGACUUGUGCUGAACCAGCGACUUCUUGAUGAAACUGAAUUGAGGCCCGUUACCAGCUUAGUCUUUGAAUGCCAACUCUGGCAAUAUGGGCAUGUGGCAUGCUUCCUGCUCAUAGGGUUGUUUCUGUAUGAGACAACCCUGACUGGAGGAGACCAAGGGAACACCCACAUAACUCAUGGCUGGGGCAAUUUGAUCGACCCUACCGAGUGGGGCCUGAAAUGGAAAGGGUAGCUGCGUGGAGGCUUGCUUCAGGGGAUUGUCGGGAGUGGAGGCUGCGGGUGAAUGAAGCAAUGCACCACCUGGCAUAUGCUCCCUGUUAGUGUGUGUGUGUGUGUGUGUGUGUGUGUGUGCACAUUUCAGUCAUCAGAUCUGCCUCACAUGUACAUCAAACACUGUACACUAGAAAAGGGCUGCUAUUAAUCUUAACCUUAUUCUCACCCAGUGUUGCAUGACCGAUGGAACACUACAGUCAUCAUAUUGGUGCUGUAUCUGGUAUUGCUUGGAGUAUCUAGCCAGGUCUCUGUAUAUUCUUGUGUCCAGAUCUUUACAUAUAUUUCUACAUUUCUAUCAGCCUUUUCCUACUGCGAGGAGUGUGGGUCGGAGUGAGGGCUGUGGCUAGUGAUCAGUGUGGGUGUGAGAGGGGGCCGGUGCAAGUCACAGGCAGGGGUUGAAAGGGUUGGGUUUCUUUUGAAUAUAUAUUAUAUCUGCAUUUUCCAUAAGAGCACAUUUUACAGAGGUUAUAACAUUAUGAGCAAGUUAUUUAAGUUACUUCUACCAUUUGUGAACUUUUAUCUUAAGAACCUGCAUACUAUGUAUGUAAGCCUUUGUACAUAGUCUCUUCCUUCACAUCCAUUGCUGUACUCUUUAAGUUGUUAGCAUUAUAGCGAGAGUUGUAGUGGUAGUCACAUUUUCUCAUGAUGUGUGUGUCAGGGAUCAGCCCAGUUAUUACGUUAGUAUUCGUGUGCCUAAAAUUACUACAAAAAUAAAAUCUUUCAUUCA
Eriocheir sinensis (Chinese mitten crab) is the source of this 5915-nucleotide messenger RNA. RefSeq lists its product as uncharacterized. Gene Ontology annotation, biological process: regulation of transcription by RNA polymerase II. The transcript is spliced from 7 exons. NCBI's taxonomy places the organism in Eukaryota, Metazoa, Arthropoda, Malacostraca, Decapoda, Varunidae. Bases 351 to 1955 code for a protein of 534 amino acids. The record is from RefSeq and is a predicted model, not a curated record. Gene Ontology annotation, cellular component: nucleus. Gene Ontology annotation, molecular function: protein binding; DNA binding.